Messenger RNA from Paraglomus brasilianum, 162 nucleotides. The record is from the annotation of a GenBank genome assembly. NCBI's taxonomy places the organism in Eukaryota, Fungi, Glomeromycota, Glomeromycetes, Paraglomerales, Paraglomeraceae.
ACGGUGGAGAAACGGGCGGAGAAACGGGCGGAGAAAUGGGCGGAGGAGCAUCAACUUCAGGGGCAGGGUUCACAUUUUCCGGUGGCGCUUCACUCCCGAUGGACAUAGAUUCUGGUUUAUUCAAAGGAUCCUCAGAAAUGGGCUCAGAUGAGAAAAUUUUUG